This is a messenger RNA of Peromyscus leucopus (white-footed mouse), 7841 nucleotides long. RefSeq names its product doublecortin like kinase 1 (gene Dclk1). Gene Ontology annotation, biological process: protein phosphorylation; intracellular signal transduction. The record is from RefSeq and is a predicted model, not a curated record. Gene Ontology annotation, molecular function: ATP binding; protein kinase activity. Lineage: Eukaryota; Metazoa; Chordata; Mammalia; Rodentia; Cricetidae.
AGAAGGAGGGAAAGGGAGGGCGUGAGAGCGAGUGAGACACAAGAAAAGCUUGCGCGCCACCGCCCUCCUCGGGAGAGAGGCUGGAGUGAGGCUGAGCAGAGAACCGCAUUUCAAUGAGGACCAGCCCCGGCGCAUCCGUGCACUAGCGGCUGCAACCCAGACGCCUGCUCGUGCUCCGCAGAUCCAGCCGCGCCCAGUCUUGCGAGGACAUCUCCAGCAGCCGGCCACAGACAACCCAGCGGCCACCCGCGACCGGUUCCACGCACAAGCCAGUCAUGUCGUUCGGCAGAGAUAUGGAGUUGGAGCAUUUUGAUGAGCGGGACAAGGCGCAGAGGUACAGCCGGGGGUCCCGGGUGAACGGUCUGCCCAGCCCCACACACAGCGCCCACUGCAGCUUCUACCGCACCCGCACGCUGCAGACGCUCAGCUCCGAGAAGAAAGCCAAGAAGGUUCGAUUCUACAGAAAUGGUGACCGCUACUUCAAAGGGAUUGUGUACGCCAUCUCCCCAGACCGCUUCCGAUCCUUCGAGGCCCUGCUGGCUGAUUUGACCCGAACUCUCUCGGAUAAUGUGAAUUUGCCCCAGGGGGUGAGAACCAUCUACACCAUCGAUGGACUCAAGAAGAUCUCCAGCCUGGACCAGCUGGUGGAAGGUGAAAGCUAUGUCUGUGGCUCUAUUGAGCCCUUUAAGAAGUUGGAGUACACCAAGAAUGUGAACCCCAACUGGUCUGUGAACGUCAAGACCACCUCAGCUUCCCGGGCAGUAUCUUCACUGGCCACUGCCAAGGGAGGACCUUCAGAGGUUCGGGAGAAUAAGGAUUUCAUCCGACCCAAGCUGGUCACCAUCAUCAGAAGUGGGGUGAAGCCACGGAAGGCUGUCAGGAUCCUGCUGAACAAGAAGACGGCUCACUCCUUUGAGCAGGUUCUCACUGACAUUACCGAUGCUAUCAAGCUGGAUUCGGGUGUGGUGAAGCGCCUGUACACUCUGGAUGGGAAGCAGGUGAUGUGCCUUCAGGACUUUUUUGGUGACGAUGACAUUUUUAUUGCAUGUGGACCAGAGAAGUUCCGUUACCAGGAUGAUUUCUUGCUAGAUGAAAGUGAAUGUCGCGUGGUGAAAUCCACUUCUUACACCAAAAUAGCAUCAUCGUCCCGCAGAGGCACAACCAAGAGCCCAGGACCCUCCCGGCGAAGCAAGUCCCCAGCCUCCACCAGCUCAGUUAAUGGAACCCCUGGUAGUCAGCUCUCCACUCCACGUUCGGGCAAGUCACCAAGUCCGUCACCCACCAGCCCAGGAAGCCUGAGGAAGCAGAGGAUUUCUCAGCAUGGCGGCUCCUCUACUUCACUUUCCUCCACAAAAGUCUGCAGCUCAAUGGAUGAGAAUGACGGCCCUGGGGAAGAAGAGUCUGAGGAAGGCUUCCAGAUUCCUGCUACAAUAACUGAGCGAUACAAAGUUGGGAGAACAAUAGGGGAUGGAAAUUUCGCUGUCGUCAAGGAAUGCAUAGAGAGGUCAACUGCUCGGGAGUAUGCCCUGAAAAUCAUCAAGAAAAGUAAAUGUCGAGGCAAAGAGCACAUGAUCCAGAAUGAGGUGUCUAUCUUAAGGAGAGUGAAGCACCCCAACAUUGUUCUCUUGAUUGAAGAGAUGGAUGUGCCCACUGAACUGUAUCUCGUCAUGGAAUUAGUAAAGGGCGGGGACCUUUUUGAUGCCAUCACUUCCACUAGCAAAUACACAGAGCGAGAUGCCAGUGGGAUGCUGUACAACCUGGCCAGUGCCAUCAAAUACCUGCACAGCCUGAACAUCGUCCACCGUGACAUCAAGCCAGAGAACCUGCUGGUGUACGAGCACCAGGAUGGCAGUAAGUCGCUCAAGCUGGGUGACUUUGGUCUGGCCACCAUUGUCGACGGCCUGUACACAGUCUGUGGCACCCCAACGUAUGUGGCUCCAGAAAUCAUUGCAGAGACUGGAUAUGGCCUCAAGGUGGACAUCUGGGCAGCUGGUGUGAUCACUUACAUCCUGCUGUGCGGUUUCCCUCCGUUCCGUGGAAGUGGUGAUGACCAAGAGGUGCUUUUUGAUCAGAUCUUGAUGGGCCAAGUGGACUUCCCACCUCCGUACUGGGACAACGUGUCAGAUUCUGCUAAGGAGCUCAUCAACAUGAUGCUGUUGGUUAACGUGGACCAGAGAUUUUCAGCCUUGCAGGUCCUUGAGCAUCCCUGGGUGAAUGACGACGGUCUCCCAGAAAAUGAGCAUCAGCUGUCAGUAGCUGGCAAGAUCAAGAAGCAUUUCAACACAGGCCCCAAGCCGAACAGCACAGCAGCUGGAGUCUCUGUCAUAGCAACCACCGCUCUUGAUAAGGAGAGGCAGGUUUUCCGACGAAGACGCAACCAGGAUGUGAGGAGCCGGUACAAGGCACAGCCAGCUCCACCAGAACUCAACUCGGAAUCGGAAGACUACUCCCCCAGCUCCUCUGAGACUGUUCGCUCCCCCAAUUCGCCCUUUUAAUAAGACCCUUUUACUCAAAGUCCUAGCUUAACCCUUUAAGACUCUGAGACUCCCCCUGCCCCAAACUUCUGUAAAACAGGUUCAUCUGAUCUAUCUAGCACUCAAUGCUUGAAUGGCAGAACAGAAAGUAUGUUUUGGGUAUCUUUGUAGCAAGUUCCCUUUACUGAAUGAGAAGGCAUGUGGUGUUUGUGACGAUGGUAAUUUGCUGCUAAUAGGGGUCCUUAAAGGGUUAAGGCUAAUUUGCAAUUUUGUUUUAACAUAGAAGCAAUGAAUGUUUUCAUCAGUCAAGCUAGUAUCUGCAAUAUGUAACAGCACAUGUUAGCCCUCUGAGUGCAUAGAAUUUUCUUUAGAUUCCUUGCUGGGGAAUUUUGCAGAACCUUGGGUAUAUUCACACACAUUUCUUGAUUUUGCUGCAGACCAAGGGGCGUCAUUAAGACCCUAAAAUGUCCACACAAGAAGAGCAUGGAGGAUGAUACAUUGUGGAACCUUCUCUGUGGAUUUAGAACAUGACAGGUUUUAUAGCGAGUCAGCAGAUGCACCCCCGCAUUUCUAACCAUCUUACGAAGAAAGGGGAUCCUUUUCCUAAGUAGUAAGCUGGUUAGCUGCAGCGAGUUCUCUGCUUUUAUUGGAGGGAAUUAGGUUUGUGGCAGCCUCACCCAAGUGAUUGACAGUGUCUCUCCCUGUCUCCAUACAAAGAUGUGCUGAUGACGCCCCUAAAAUGCUGCUUCCCCAUUAGCUGCUGCUAGUGCCAGGCAGACCCUCGGGGAACCACCUAGCCUUGGCUUGUGCUUGGUGAGUUGCGGUCUGUCUGCUCAGGAUCAGAAAAGAUCUAGAAAUUACUGGUGAAAAGAGCAAUAAAUUACCAGGUGCUCUACAGGGCUGGAAAUCCAGCCAGCAAGGGAAAGCAAGGUCCUGUGUUUUUCUCUUCUCAGCUGCUUUUAUACGGGACUGUAGCCACCAGUGUGAAACCAACACAGAGUAUGGAAGAUCUGGGGCGAGAGGGAGCCAGAGGCAAGGGCUUUGCGAAGUGGCAGAAGUACAGUGGGAACACAAUCCAAAAGGUUCCAAAAAUGGGUUCAUAGAAAGAAACCAACUCCGCAAGUAACUCUAGGCACCUGCAAGUCUCCCAGAAGACACGUAGGAGGCUGAAACUGCCACUCCCACUCAUGAUUUUCUUUAAUAUAGCGUGGUCUCUAGCCAUUCAGGAGAGAUGGGUUGCUUUCGUGGUUUGGGGCCAGGGCCUGAUUGGGACUGGUUUUCCACUCCUGUUACCCAAUCUGUCUCCCUCGACCUGAGCUUCUUUGGGAGCUGAUCGCAUUUCAGAAUUGGGGCUUGUUGCUUCCUGUUCAUUGUGACUAUGCUCCAAAAGGGUUCAGGGGUGUCCGGGAGGCAGGGCCCAACUCAAACGCUGCCCUGAUGUUUCUCAACUUUGACCCAGGAGAGAAGAGUGAUAGACUCCAGAAUGGCUACAAGUGGUCCUUAUUUUCUCAUUCUUACUCUGAAUAUAUUUUAAUGUCUUGAAAGUUAUGAACAACCCUUCCAUAGUCAGGUCUUUAUUUUCGAACUCCACACUGAUCUUCAACGGCUAUGUUUACACACAGUCUUAAAACUGUGUUCUACACACAUACAAACUUUUAAAUGACCAAAUCCCACAUUUUCUGGUCUUCCACAUUUAAAUCAACACUUACUUAACUUAGUUUUUUUUUUCUUUUAGAGAACCCAAAAAUGACAGCACAUAAAAAUCAUAAAGUGCUAUAAAUCAGCAUAAUACUUAAAUUGGGUGUUGGGAGCAGACAGGGCACAGACUACCAGGAAGAGUGUUGAUUUGAAGAUAGAGUUAAUAUUGGUGAAGGACCUAGAACUGGUCAGAAAUCACUGCUGUCUCUGGAACAGAAAAGCAAAGCCCUUUUAUUCUAAGAUAUCAAGCAAUGGCGUAGCUGAGCCUCCACUCGGUGUGUGUGACUAUCAACUGCCCUGUGGGCAAUAGCAGAUUGCCAUGUUUCCUUUCUCUGAAUUACUGCUUUCCCCUAGGUCAUUAACACAAGGCCACAGCAUCCAGGGGUACAGGCCCACAGUGCAGGGCUCUGGCUCUUGUCUAUCAUCAUUUAGAGUAUUUCCCAUCUUGCUGCAGAAGGGCAGCCCAGAGGAAUUCUGAGCCCACUCAGAAGGCAGAUCACAGCACAUCCCUAUAGAGUUUCAGUGAUCUAUGCUGAAUAAAUGGUGGGAUGUGGCCUGUCAAGUAGAAAUAUUGAGCAAUUGGAUGGAAUGCAGUAAUUCACUCAUCUUUCCAGCAUUAAGCUACCAAGAUCUUAGAUGUCAGAGGUGUAACUCAGAGGGCGAACAAACAAGCCUGUGAGGACGACUCGCUGUGCCCAGAUUGAUUUGGUUUUAGCCAGCACUAAUCCCCCCCCCCCAACAUUCUUGGAAUAGUUUCAGUUAGAAAUAAUUAAGUGGUGGUGUUCUUUGAAUUUCUAUAACCAAAUCAAUCUUAUUUUUUAUUUUGUGUAUCAUAGAACAACUAUGUGCCAUUAUGGCUGUGUAUCUCUGUAAUUAUCCACUUAACCAUCAUUAAUGUAUCCAUAUUUUUGAGUAUUGGAUAUAACUCUUUCGGCAGUAGUUUGGUGAUGGGAAUUGCCCUUCCUUUACUAAGAGGACCAGCCCUGUGGUAUUUAAAGGAGUCUUUCAGUUUGAGAGUGGGGUAGUUGAGCAAUCCUGCAUCACUUGCUUCCUGUAAGUCAGUUCUGUAGAUGAGACCCGUUCAUAUUCAUGAAUACGUUUACCCCUUAGCAUUGUGGCAGAAACUACUUUAUUUGUCCUGAUCAAUAAAUAUGUGAUUUGUUCCAAACCCUUAGAAGGAAAAGCGAAGAACGUCAGUCCCUGGAAAUGUUCUGGCCUACCCUCAUCUAACUCACACGUGGUGCGUGUUAACAUACGCAGAGGAGGGCACGAGAAUAAACAGGGGAAAACACGUGAUGUUCUGUGUUCACUGAGACUUUCCUACAACCUGCUUAGCUCUCUUGUGAGUGGUGGUUAACAGGUCUGUCAGAUACUGUUGAAAGAGAACAGUGCAUCUGUGAAUGAAGGCUAAAAUCGCAAUCCUUUACCCUUUGAGGCAUAUUUCAGUUGGAAAAAAAAAAAAAAAAAGGAAAGAAAAAUUGCCUCAGAGGGUCGCAGAGCUACCGAAUUACCAGGACUCGAGCGCGUUAAAUCACGGUUGUUUGCUGGCCAAAGGCAUCCGCUAGACAACUCUAUCCCCUGUGCUGAAGUACAGCAGUGCUGAGGGAGAGCUUUCUUCACAUUAUUGUAUUGCCCCUAGCCCUUCUCUGGGUAAAGCCCUGUCAGCAUUUCCAUGAUAAACUCCUAGUCUGGAAGGUUUUUAAUUUGACCAUAAAAAUGUGCCUCGGGCUAAAGUUUGCUAUUCAAGGCCGGUACUGAAGAGUGAGGGCACAUCUCACACUUCUCAACUUCUCCACUCCCGAGGAAAACUCAACACCAAGAAUUCGGAAUACAUUGCCUUCAUUGUGAUUUCAGAGUUUGGGGAUGCCCCAAGAUCCAAGAUGGUAUUUUUAACAUAAUUACUCAUUUGGGCAUGCUUUUUUUAAAAAAUGGACCACCUAGCAUAUAUUAUAGAAUAUUUUCUAUUAUUUGUAAGUCUUUUUUUAAAUUACUGUUGUGAUUUUCUUUUUUCUUCUUUCUUUCUUUACUUUUCUUUCUUUUUUUUUUUGUCAAAAGAUUUUUUUUAAAAAAACUUGAAGUUGAUCAGCUCGAAGGUUCACUUUUCCCACGAGCUACCUGCCACUUCCAUUGGUAAUUUGGAAAAAACCUCUCUGACCCAACAGAGCUUUGGUUUGAAAACUGUGUGGAGGGUUAGACACAUGUUUCUUUGGAAAUCUGGAUUUCCGAGUUUAAUCAUCAGGUUUCAUGAAGGCACUCUUGUCUGUUGGGAGACUAGAGGCUAAAAGCGCCCCCACAAUUAACACUUUUGUCAACUUAGAUUCAAAGCCAGCAUAAAAUAGCCCUUCAUACUCUCCUGUUUAAAGGCAAAUAAAUCAGGGAAACUUGAGGACAUCCGAAACAUUUGAUGACUGCAAGCGUGCUUUCCCAUUGGGCUGUACGGUGCUUACACAUGGAACAGUUAAGAGCUGGGACCCCGGACGUCAGAUGGAAUCUUUGGUUUGUAUGUAAUUACAUACAGAUGGGGGAGGGGGGGUACCCUAAGCUGUUCUUUUGUUUUCUAAUCAUCUCAAAUAUGCAGCCAGCCAGCCAGUAGCAUUAAGGGUCAUAAACUGGUGGGAAACAGGAAAUCUAAGGUAGAGGUUUAGAAUGCCUCGGCUGGGGCGUUUUGGUUUGUUUGUUAUUGUUGCUGGCUCUAACAUGGAGGCCUCUGUGGUCAUUUUUCGGUAAGUGAGCAUCUAACUGGCAGGUGUUGUGAUCAUGUGGUUUGCCCAUGGAGACAGAUGAGGGAUAUGGAUUCAUCGUUUUCCAUCAAGGAAAGGCUAUCUCUCUCAACUGUACCUGUAAAUUUCCUCAACAUUUCUUUUCUUGUCAAUUAAACUGAGACUCUUAAUGUUCCUUUAAUGUAAAGCUGUAUAUUUUUGACUGUGGCAUACUUUAUUAAUUUAAAGUAAUUAGUGCUUAAGCCUUCAGAACUGGUGGUAUUACGAGUGGAUUUUAAAGUGGUGUUCAACAUCCUAACAAGUUCAAUUCAUUCCAAGUCAGUUGGCUGUAGUCAGGAACAGACCUUUACUGGUUCUCUGGGGCAACUUCUCACUUGCCCUUGACAUUGAAUCCUCAGUGUAUUUGAAGAAUAAAUAAAAAGAGAUUGAAACUGGCCCAAGGUUAGAGUCAUAUCCUUGACAACUUUAAAAAAAAAUUUAUUAGGAAAUUAAUAUUAGCUUUUUUCAUUCUGGCUGAAAGAAAAUUAUUAAAGGAUUAGUUGUGCGUGAAAUUAAAUAGUAUUUUGCUUCUGCAUACUAAAGAAGUGGACUAGGGACUUGACACAUUUAACAAGUUUCCCGAAAGGUUUUGAUUUGGAAAAAAAAAAAUUCAACAUUUCCUUUGCGAUUCUGACUUCGUCACUUGCUGCAUGGAUCAGAUGGCGUAGGUUAGUGUCUGGUUUUGGAAUCCCAAUGAAAUAACUUUCAAACGAUUUGUACCCAUGAUUAAAGGUGGAAUGAGACCCAAUUUUCCCCCUAAUCCUUCAGUUUAAGCUCAUAAAUUGUAGGUGAAUGUGGAAUGAAAUCAUCUGUGAUAUAUUAUGUUCAUUUACCAAAUGAGCUCUUUUGAUGUUGCCUGUUUUUAUGUAAAACACGUUCUUAAACUAAUAAAGUAAUAUCUCUUGGUGUA